Molecule: messenger RNA, 669 nt
Organism: Scylla paramamosain (green mud crab)
Lineage: Eukaryota; Metazoa; Arthropoda; Malacostraca; Decapoda; Portunidae
Product: THAP domain-containing protein 2-like
Exons: 4
Coding region: 1-669 (222 amino acids)
Source: RefSeq, a predicted model, not a curated record
AUGCCGACUACCUGUGUUGCAUUUGGGUGCAAUGAACAAGCGAACAAAGAAUCUGAUCCAUCCAUUACAUUUCACCAGCUACCAAAGGACCCGAGCAGAAGAAAGGAAUGGCUUGCAGCUAUACGAAGAGACAACUACACCCCAGGCAAACAGGCACGGCUCUGCUCCAAGCACUUUAGACCUGAUGAUUUCGACAGGACGUCCUUGUGUUACGUGAGGCUGCGAGAUGGUGUUGUUCCCAGCAUAUUUGAGGCUUUCCCUUCACACUUACAGAAAAAAACAAGCAAAAGGAAACCUCCCAAAUCUCGCCCUCUCUGUGAUCCUGCCCCACAAGAAGCGCAAGAUAGUGGACAUUCUACUUUAGCUGUGCCGGAAAAUCCUGUGCAAACAAACUCAGGUGAGUCACCAACCAAAGCCCAGCUAAAGAGGAAGCUGGGAGAAACAGAAACACAACUCCUGUCAACACAUGCUUGGCACAACAUUGUAACACUUGUACUGUCUGAGUUCCAGGAGAGGAUUGUCUUCUCCAGCCUGGCACAACACAUGUUAGACAGUGAGCCUGUCACUAAUCAUCUCCUGUUACUAAUCAAGGCUGUAGCCGAGACCUGUCUGCAGGUCAGGCAUGGCGGCUCAGUGCGAACGGUGACGGCGGCGGCGGCGGCGGCGUAG